AUGCGUUUGCCUUUGACUCUGAUCUUUCCUGGGCUUGCUCUUGCCGAGGUAUUGCAACAGCCUCUUCAAGAACCAAACCAGUCCACAAGCCUUUCACCCUUGAAUGCCGACUUUGACAAUAAGGUCAAGUGGGCCCUGGACCAUUUCAAUAUUCCCGGUUUGGCCGUUGCAGUCGUUCAUGGAGAAACAUUCUCCAAAGGCUACGGCAUCUCAGAUAGUCUCAGUUCUCAGCCAGUGACGGAGCACACUCUGUUCUUCGGAGGAAGCACAACCAAAGCCUUUACGUCUGCGGCAAUUUCUCUUCUCGUCGACGACGACGUUAAUUUCCCAGGAAUCCAUUGGGAUACACCCGUCCACUCUAUCCUUCCAGUGGAUUUCGCCCUCAGUGAUCCCUGGUCUACCUCGGAAAUAACAAUUGUCGACAUCCUAUCUCAUCGCACUGGCUUACCACGCCACGACUGGGUAUGGCUUGCUAAUAUAACGCUCCAAGAAGCGGUCCAAUCAUUGAGGAAUCUUCCAUCCACGACUUCUCCACGGACAACAUGGCAAUAUUCCAAUCUUAUGUACUGCGCCGCAGCCCAUCUCAUCGAAACAGUGACGAACCAAUCCUUAGAAUCCUUCUUCACGGAAAAUAUCUGGCUGCCCCUAAGCAUGACUGAGACGUAUAUCUCCUUGUCGGAAGCUCGAAAGGCAAAUCGAGAUAUCUCCCAGGGAUUUUACGUUAACCUGGAUGGUGGACUCUCAUCCACCGAACAGGUAUAUACAGAUACUAUCCGUGGAGCGGGUAAUAUCCUGUCCUCGGUAUCAGACUACGCCAAAUGGAUUUCAACAAUGCUGAAUCGCGAGCCACCAUUUUCUCCAGCAGGUUAUGAUGCAUUAUUUGGUGCCCACUCCAUCGUCUCUCCUAAUCCUGUUGAGCCAUUCCAGACUUCUACAUUCUAUGGACUGGGAUGGUUAUCAGGUGUAUACAAGGGUGAGACGAUAUGCUUCCAUGGCGGGGAUCAGUUCGGGUAUGGAGCAUCUGUUAUGCUGUUACCACAACGAAAGUUCGGACUGGUGUUGCUAGGGAAUAAUAUGAAUGGGGUUGACGCGGCGGCGGAUGUACUUGCGUAUCAUCUGAUUGAUGAAGAACUAGGCAUUCCUUUGGAGAGUCGAAUUGACUGGAUUGCAAGAGGCGAUGCGAUGAUCAAUCAAACACAUCUUUCUGAACAUAUCAUUGCAGAGCUUUACCCCGGCGUCCCUGAUCCUCCGUUGGCAAACCCUCUAGAUAUCUCUGCUUAUGAAGGAUUCUAUACACAUCCCUCUUACCCGGAUCUUAUACUAUCAAGCAACUGCACUGGGGACUAUCGAAUCUACCAAAGAUUGAACCGCACAGCCCCCGACCUGUGCGCAUCUAUUUCAAAUUACAAUGACUACUCCAAAGAGUUGGGAAUUGGCUUGUUCCAUGUGUCUGGCACAUAUUGGUUGCAGAUUGCAAUGCGAUGGGGCUAUCCCACGGCUGUUCGGCUGGAAUUUCAGAUUAGCCCUGACGGUUCAGCAAGCUGGCUAGGAAUUGAGAUUGAGCCUUUAAUGGCGGAGAGGGAAGAGAAAAUAUGGUGGAGACAUGUCUGA
Penicillium odoratum is the source of this 1611-nucleotide messenger RNA. RefSeq names its product serine hydrolase domain-containing protein. The transcript has 3 exons. The record is from RefSeq and is a predicted model, not a curated record. Bases 1 to 1611 code for a protein of 536 amino acids. Lineage: Eukaryota; Fungi; Ascomycota; Eurotiomycetes; Eurotiales; Aspergillaceae.